AUGCUUGACUUGUCGGCCCUUUUUCGAAGCCAAGGGACAAGGGCUUUUGUAACGCACUAUCAAGAGCCGUCUCGUCGCGUGCCUUCCACGCACGAGGUCGACUACCGUAAUUCCGUAUUGCCUCGGACAAGGCCAGGUGGGUUGUGUGCAAAUGCGCUACACUUGCAUUGGCAACAAACCCUCGUGGUCGACAGCCACGCCCCCAGCUCCAGGAGUUCUAGCAUUCUGAACACAUACAUGUCGUUCAUUGCCCAGGGAUUGUCCCCCGCCUCCCCCGUGCACUUGACCUGCGGUGUUGUGGACGCCGGGACAAAAGCUUGCAUGCCCCUUCGACAGUCUCAAAUGAUAUGUUUGGGGGAAAGCAACCUUGCCUUGCGGCUGUGGACGAUCCCCCGAUCUUACAACUCCCGCAGGAAGACCCCCGGUUGCUAA
Molecule: messenger RNA, 432 nt
Organism: Fusarium graminearum PH-1
Lineage: Eukaryota; Fungi; Ascomycota; Sordariomycetes; Hypocreales; Nectriaceae
Exons: 2
Coding region: 1-432 (143 amino acids)
Source: RefSeq, a predicted model, not a curated record